CACAAGGAAAUGUCAAAAUUGAUAAUGACUGCAGUUUUGUACGCAACAAAACAAAACAAAACAUCAUUAAUAAUUUAGAGAUGGAUUAUAUAGUUAAGGAAUUAGGUAUAAGUAAUAAAAAUAUAUUCCCAACUGCAUCCCCUGGCCUUUUUUCCGUCGUCGUCCACACAGCUUGGUUGAAAAAAUGGAUAAAAAACAUCGAAAUAGAUACCUCGCUGAACAAUGUAGAUUUUACCUUGCAACCUGGUGAAAGUGUACCUUAUCCGUGGCGAAAAAUAUUUAUGAGGGUGUUGAGUAAAAAAGUGUCCAAGGUUCUUCCUUUGCCUCGUUACAAGCUCAACGAAAACACAAACGAGACUCCCCUCACGUUCUCCCAACUCUUACAAUAUGUGUCACAGAGUAACCAAAGAACAUUGUGGAAGGAAGCAUACAAGAAAUAUUGUCAAAAUAAUGAUAGCAGUAAGGAAAGUACCAUAGUGAACCUAUUGGAGCAUGACCAGCUGAUGUCUGAGGUUGUGCUCCGCUUGUAUGGAUGUAAUAUAAUUAGGGUAAAGUGUGAUGGAGCUGGGAAACACAUAGAGUACAAAGAGAUAAUACCUAAUAAACAUGUUUUAAAAAUGUAUGAAACUCAUGGCAACCUGCUAGCAGCCAUGUUCACUAUUGAAACAGAUACUAACUUCUAUGUUAUAUACCGGGCACAAUAUGAGAAUACCCUCCUAGACUGUCUGAACUUCAGCCCAAACUUAAUAGACAUGAAUUACAGUAGAGGCUUGUUCAUAGUGUACCAACUGUUGAACUUGUCUAAAGCUAUGAGUGACAGGGGGCUAAGCUUGGGCAUGUUGACCCUUCUAGAUAUUUACUUGUCUGAGAAUCUGUGGCUGCAGGUUUUGCCAAUGAUGACAAAUAAUAUACAUUGUUUGGAUGCUUCCCUAAUUAUUGAACACAAUAGGAGUAAACAGACCACUCCUGCAAUAAGUCAGGCUCCUCCUGGGAAAAGGGGGGAGGAGUGGUGUUGGCGCAAGGAGGCAGUUCAGCUGGAGAAGCUUUGUAUGUUGUGGGUGAGAGGAAGGAUAUCUAACCUGGACUAUCUGCUACACCUGAAUAUGUUGGCUGGAAGAGCCGCCAAUGAUCCACAAGCCCACUUCAUGGUUCCAUGGGUCACUGAUUUCUCAUCUAGAUGUGGUAGAAACUGGCGAGACCUAAGUAAGUCCAAGUACCGGCUGAAUAAGGGCGACAGACAGCUGGACAUGACGUAUGACGUCAGCAGCUGCACCGACCAGAUACCACACCACGUUUCCGACGCCCUGUCCGAUAUAACUUGCUACGUCUAUCUAGCGCGCAGAACACCUAAGGAGGUCUUAUGUAAAUAUGUGAGAAAUAAAUGGGUGCCGGCCGAAUAUCCAGCGUCGAUACAGCGCAUGCAGGAGUGGACCCCAGACGAGUGCAUACCGGAGUUCUACACAGACCCUACUGUGUUUAAGAGCAUUCAUGAAGACCUACCGGACCUAGGCAUACCGUCGUGGGCGACCUGCGUGGAAGAUUUUAUAACGAAACACAGAGAAGCAUUGGAAAGUACGCAUGUGUCAGAGAAUCUACACCAUUGGAUUGAUAUUACUUUCGGAUACAAAUUAUCAGGCGCUGCGUCAGUAAAAGCUAAGAACGUGUGUCUAUCGUUAGUAGACGGACACACGCGCAUCCGUCGCGGGGGCGCGGUCCAGUUGUUGUGCGCGCCCCACCCGCCGCGCGCCCCCCGCGCCCUGCCACCUGCGCCCCCGCGCCUACACUGGACGGCGCCUAAGGAUGCUAAAAAGUCCCUCAGAAACGACAGUUCAGAUGACGUGUCUGAUGAUGAAGAGGAGUCGACCAGCCUUCCUCAGCACGUGUCGCGGUUGAACGUGCCUCCCCAACGCGUCAGAUCUCGACACAAAAGCAGCAGUAGGGCUCGCUCCCUGUCCAAAAGCCAAGGACUCGAGGAUUCGCAGACUGUCCCCAUGGAAGGCAGAGCUUCCUCCCACUCGCGACACUACAGGGUCCAAAGAUCAGAGCUCGGCAAAGGCGUCAUAUACCUCCCCAAAGAAUUCAACCCGGUAGCUUCUAUACAGGCGAUAGAAUCCCUCGACAAUUUUAGAACAAAAUGCUUCUUCACCAAAGCCGAAGAUAAGGAGAAACACAAGGAAAAUAUCACCCAUUUAAACCUUUAUCCGGUGCAGCAGGACAUGAGGCAGGACAGUACUGUGUCCACAAAGGAAGGUUGUGAUGAUACCGCCUUCACCAAUCACAUGUUCUUAGCGUCCUAUGACCAGAGUUAUUUGAAGAAGUUCACUCAGGAUGCGCAUUUGGAAAGUGUUCUAAAGGAGAGGAAAAAUAGAACAUUCAAUACUAGAUAUACGACAGAUGCAGCUAUCUACAAGCAGUUUGUUACGGAAAGUAGACGCCAGGAUAUGUUAGUCAUAGGGUGUUUGAUCGUGGAAAUAUUUUUACACAGCUACAUGCGUCCGCUUCGAACCGCCAACGAUAACUUCUUAGAACGCUACAACAACUGCCGGACAGUGCUGAAGUACAAUUUCAACGCGUUACCAAGAAGUGUUAGUUACAUAGCGUCCUUACUCCUGAACGUGCAACCUCUCAGUUUGAGCUACAAAAACGAACUGACGCCAAAAAAGGAGGAGCCUAUGAAGAAGAUUUUGGUAACCGAUAAAGGGUUGCCAGCUCCCACUCCUGCGCAGCUUUUACAACCUUUAUUGAUGCAGCAUUUAAUACCGUUUCCUCAAAGCUUUAAUAUUUUGUACAAAUUGUUGAAUACACUACAUGAAUACGAACUCACAAGCACGGAGCUGAACAUACUGUAUACAUAUGAAUGUGAUGGCGUGCAAUGCGAAAAAUAUCAAAACGUGGACAAAACGAAACUGUAUUUUAACCAGAAAAUAGCUGAAGGAAAGAUUCAAGCGUGUGCUAGCCAUUUAGAAGUCCUGUUAAACCAAGUAAAUUGUUACAAUCAGUUCGAUGUCCUGGACAUCUUCCUCUCCCACUACAUAGAGUUACUGCAGAACAAGGACACGUCGGUAUUGGCCGCGUGGUACUUAUUCGACACAGUCAGCAAGGCGUUGGGGCCCGCCGAGACGAGGAAGAAGCUUCUCAAACACAUCCUGAACCUUUACGAAGACGACGACUUUGCUGUGGACAAACCUGACCAGCAUAAGUUGACCGACAUCGACGGCGCCCUCGCAGGGGGAGUGUCGAACAAACAGAAGUUUGUGAAGCUCUACCACAACAUCUUCCUCCUUCAGCUCAUGGUCAGGUUGGGGCUCCAAUGUUUCCUGGACAACUUCACACAGCACCUAGUUGAGGCUGUUGGCGGUUACAAGGACGUUACUGAAGAAGUUGGCUCUCCGGGCCAUCUGUGUCACAACAAAGCAUUAUCCAGUAAAAAGCCGAGAUAUUCUGAUGAUAAUGUGAAGAAUGCCCUGUCUAGUAACACGGAUAUAUUUUCUCCUGAUACAUCGUACGGGUCUGAACACGUGACGACUCCUGGUGUGGAGAAAACUGAGACUCACGAAGGAUUGAAGGAAAAAGACAGUGAUAAUAGAAGCGAAAAUGAAUUGUUCCACUUCGAGACUGAUAAGGACAGAUUGCCAAGUAGAAGCAGUAGAAGCAAGUCUCCCGCGGAGUCCAUAGACUCGUAUAACUCGAACACUCAAGAUAACAUCCACACUCCCUCACCAUCGAUAGACCAUGUCUCACCAAUAUCCAGUAAGUACUUCACAUCAAAUGCCGCAGCCCAAAAAGAAUUGAAUCAGCUACAAAAUAGAGAUCAAAAUCACGAAGCAGUGACGCCUUCGAACAAACCAAUGUCUCCAACUAUAGAAAUACCGACGAAGCCGAUGUUUACAAGUUACCUACAUUUCGCAGAGGAAGAUGAUUCUGAGGUAGAACUAAGAAGAAAGUCUCACGACCCUCAGAUAAACUUGGAACUACGGAAGCACAUGGACAGGUCAGCUAAAGGCUCUCGAAGUAUGAACGAUGAAGAUUUCCAAGGAUUUAAAGACCCUAAUACGUCAAAAAUUUCAGAUAUGAGUUCUGAAAGUUUAAUUUGGUUGGCUCAUAGACUAGGCCCGGUGCUUACUUGUCGGUACAUAACGAGGAACUUACUGAAGAUGUUAACGCUAUGUUAUAUUGGGAAGGACAACUUGGCGCCCUGGGACAGUGAUGAUAGGGAUGAGUUUGACGAGAUAUCCAUUGUGAGCAGUCGCGUGGUCGGCGAUAGAAACGCUAUGAAGGUGAUCAAGUGCCUCACUUCUAUUGUAGCGAUGUACGGUGAACAGCUAAUAAUAUUCCAAUACCUGCCUCACAUGGGCGAGCUGAUAGCGUCGUGUCGGCGUCGCCUGUCCGCGCCGCUAGAGGGCGGCGUGGUCGCCUGUCUACAGCUCAUUAAGUACUUACUGCCGCAUAUGUCUGAUGUCAAACUUAUGGAGCAGUUGCAGGACACAUUCCUAAAAUCGAUCCUGCAGCCGGCCCUCCGGCUAGCGUCGACGACUCGUUGUUCGUACCCGAGCGGCGCCGCGGCGCGGAGCUCGCUCACUAGGAAGCUGCUGGACGCGCUGCAUGUACUGGCCGUCAGGAUCGGGCCCGAGAUGACCAGGAGACACCUUUGUGUACCGGCUUUGCAGAGAUUCUUUUUGGCGUUCGAUAAAGCUACGGGCAAGAUUGAUAACUGGCCGAAACAGGAAGAAACAACACCGGAAAAGACAUUAGAGCAAGAGCCGUCCGACUCAAAGCCGGAAGGUUUCCUGGAGAUAUGCCGCGACGGCACCACGGCGGAGUGGCGCGUGCAGGACGGGCGGGUAGUCCGGGCCGACAUACCCGACCUCGCCUGCACGCCGCCUGAUGUCGCGGACCAUGCCAACGAUACCACCAGGCUUACGGCUCAAGAAGAGUUGCUGAUGGUAUUCGACGAGGAGCUAGCGUACCGAGCGUACACGACCUUCGUGAAGUCUAUAGGCACCGAGACCAUGGAGCGGUGUCUCAAGAAUAUAGACACCGUCAGAGCGCUCUGCAGGAAUUAUGAACAAAACCAUCGGAUCAGCUCUCCUCUUCAAAUCCGUCCGGACAAGCGCGUUCAGCUUUCAUUCAGCGACGAGCCUUUGAGUCGAAAAGCUGAAUCUUCAAGCAAGUCUGAUGUGGUCAUGGACCAUAUAUCCAGCUCAAACAGUUUCGGGUCCAACGUCACAUUAGUGGGAAACCGUAUAGAUGUCGCUAGUGACGCGUGUGACGUCGCCAGUGGUGCGCACGCGCAUGGUUUCGAUGUCGUCGCGUAUAAAGCUGAUAAUGGGGUAAAGAGUAAUAGACAUUUACGCGGUGACUGGCUGAUCUACUGGGAGCACGAGAUAGGCCGGCCGGACAAGGAGACCCGGUUCAACCUGAAGCAGAUCAAGCUGCAGAGCUUCGUGGGCCACACGCACUCCGUCAAGUCCAUCCACUGCCUGGACAACGAGAACAGCUUCAUGAGCGGCUCCAAGGACAAGACUGUGAGGCUGUGGUCGCUGAGGAACCAGGGUGAUGGCAACGCGACGUCUCAGUGUAACUGGACGUACACGGGCCACAAGAAGGGCGUGUUGUCCCUGACGUUCCUGGAGUCGCUGCGCCUGGCCGUCUCCACGGACUCCGUCGUGCAUAUAUGGGACCCGUUCAUGGAGAGCGUCGUGUCGCAGUUGGACUCAGUGAAGAGCCCGGUGAGUAUAGUCCGCACGCUGGCGGGUCCGUCGGCCGCGGUGCUGGCCGCCACCACGGACGCCACGCUGCGGGUCAUCGACGCACGGACCCCGCACACCUCGCACGAACUCAAGCUCCCGAUGAGUGCAACAACGUUCAUCCGCUGCAUGUGCGUGAGUUCGACGGGGGGCUGGGCGGCCUGCGGCCUGGCCAGCGGACAUGUCGCCGUCACCGACCUGCGAACCGGACUCACCAUCGCCGCCUGGAAGGCGCAUGACGGAGAGGUGUUGAGACUGGCGACAGUGGACGAGCACCGACUGCUCAGCUCAGGCCUGGACCAGGUCACGGCUCUGUGGAGACCUGACGACGGAGAACUCAUUGCGCAUCUCAAAGGCAGCACAGAGCCCGUCCACUGCCUGUCGGUGUACUACAAGGAGCUGAUCUCUGGGACCACCAACAACAGGAUAGGGGUGCACACGUCGCUCGGCCAGGACGCGAGCUUCUCGUCCACCAAGCUGCGCGGGGACACCUUCCGCGGAGUCCUCACCUGCAUGGCAGUACUCCCCCUCAACCGGCUACUGCUACUGGCCAGCGACAACGGCACCAUCAGUCUACUCUGCUGAACAAAGGUAUUAUUCAUAAAUAUCUGUAUUAUAACUCUGAUUAUUACUUGUGUUUAACGGUUACUUACGUCACGUAAUUAUUUGGCGAGGUUACUCGAUAGCCAAUCGCCACGACAUGUUUCGAGUAAUACUGCUUAUGAGUCCCGAGCGUGGCUCGAAACCAAUCGAGUUACCUCGUCAAACAGUUACGUUUGUAAGCUGUUGAAUAUAAAUAAUUAAUAUAAAUAUAUAAUUAACUAAAAUCCAUGUUAAGUCACUGUUGAGAUUCUAUAUGAGUAUAUCGUCCAUUCCAAAGUGUAUGUUUUACUAUAUAUUAUGAUAUAUAAUGGUACCUGUAACUGUGUGUGUGUGUAUGUGUGUUAGGAUAAUUUUUAUGCGUUGAUAAUGUGUGAAAGUUUUAAUCUUAUGUAUAUUUCAAUUUAUAUAACAUUUAAAAUGUGUUCGUGUAUUAUUCUAUGUUCGUUCAAAUUGUAACUUUGUAUAUUUUCUCGUGUGUAUUUAUAUCGUUAUUGCUAUUUGCUAGCGUUUAUAUAAGUUGUUGCAUGCUGUAAAAUAAUGUAUUAUUUUCUUUAAUAAAUAUAGAACGAAAUGCAUACGUAAAUCUGAGCGAUAUUAAUAGUUAAAACAUACAUUUAUGAAAAAUAAAUUUCUUACAAUCAUUCCAAACAUCGAAAUCAUUCCAAAAUAUGCGAAAUGAGUUUAAAAACCUAAUGAAUAAUAAAAUUAGUUUAGAUCUAUCUAUCCAUCUGAUUUCUAAAUGCAAUGAAAUUAUAUGUCACAAAAUAUUUCGAUUUCUUUAAUUUCAAAUUAUUGUGUUAUUGUCUUGCGUAUAGAUAGAUAUCCAGACUACAUUUCAAUGAAAUAGAAUUCACUGGUAGGCGCAAUAGAUACGGAGGAAGCAUAAAAAUAAGAAGUAACACAAGAAUAUUUAUAUUAUAAUAACAUUUUAACUUUUAAAUGCAAGAGACGGAACUUCUGAUACCAUUUUUUGAAUAUGAUUUCUCUUAAAUACAUCAAAUUAAAUAGUUAAUUAUUAUAAGUUUGUGCUUUGUUAUUAAAAAUUGAAUAAUAAUUAUGAAUAUUUUAGAGUUGCUAAUUAGAUAGUAAAAUAUUAUACCUUACAUGUCGAAAGUACAAAGUAGACGUUACCAAAGAUCUAAUCAAUCGUAAUAAUUGUUUUCACUAAUCAAUGUAAACUCAUUAACCCGUGGUUUUGUUUGGGAAGUCUACCGCCUAAAUAAUUUAGCUAUAAAUUACAUCGUAUGAUCAUCAACAGUCAGAUGACGUCUAUUACUGAACAAUCUCUCAAGUAAUGACAGGCAGAUGAUGAUUGAAUGAUUUAAUAUUCAUCUACAGUAUUCAACUAAAGUUCAUGCAAAAGUAGUUUCUAAAUAUUGGUUAUAAGGUCUAUAAUAAAGUAAUAAAAGGGUGUGAGAGGACAUGGACAUCAGUGGCCUUUUGGCUGUUUACAGGUUUAUAAGUGCAAAGUGCAGAAUUAAAAACCACAAACCAGUUAUACAAAACAUUGGUAAAUUAUUUACUUUUUAGGAACACAAUAAUAAGACUAACAGGAUCUUAAUCUCCAGUGGUACCACCUAGGCAGAACAAUUGCUUUUCUGUCAUUCAAAAAUCAACCAUAUACGGAAACAUGGCGGUUCAAUUUUCCCUAACAAAAUCUUAGCGAAUUGUAUAGAAGUACUAGCGUAUUUUGGUUAAUUUACUUCUUAAAAGACAUGUUUAUAAUGAUAUAAUGUCUAUUAAACAUUACAUUUAAUUUUAAGUUAAAUGUACUUCAAUUCCUAACCGUAACAGCUCAACCAAUUUUGUUGUUCUCGUAAUAUUUAAGUGAAUAUGUAUAUAAGAAUAUUAUGAAUAAAACUUGUAGAAAUGCUAGUUUAUAUUUUAAAUAUUAAGAGUUAAUUUUAGGGCCGGUUCCAUUGACAUAAAUCAGCAUCCAAAAAAUUAAAAUCAGUGAGUAGACGUAAUAAUUAUUAUCUAUUUAUUUGUCACUUUUACACAGACGUAUAAUCGACAAAGUAAGCAGUGGACCAUUUCAUUAGACCAUCCAUUGAAUUAAGUGACGUCAUCGGUACGCAUCGCGUCAGUGGACGCUGUUGUAUGAGUUUUUAUACAAGAAAAACUAAAAUCCGUUGCGUGCGAUCCGUCCGAUGCGUGCGAUGCGGGCUUGUGGACGCUUACCUUUAGGCGAUAUUCGCAUGCAUUCAGAGCGAGUGGGUAGCGGUUUUGUCAUAGGAUUUUGUUUAACAAGUGUACUGCCAUAAACUUUGACGAUUGUACAAGGGUUGAAUGACCGACUACUAAAUAAUAUGUCGCAGUGCUGAUGAUUUUUAACUUAUUUUAAAUGAGGAACUAAGAUAAUUGUGUAACUGGCCAAUAGUGUUUUAAAUUGUAUACAAUAUAGAUAUUAUAAUAAUAUAUUAAAAAGUUAUGUAGAUAUUAGCUUUUAUCAAUGAAGAUGAAAGGUACCACUAUAGAGCACUAAGUAGUAAAAUAUUUCGCAUAGUUUAUAUAAUAUUUUAGUUUAUAUAUCCAGUUAAUAAUAUAUGUAAAUUAUAUAUAAAUGCAAUAUUACACAUUUUAUUCUUUGACAGACUAGGCAGCAUACUUACAGCUGUUUAAUUCUUUAGUUUAAUUAAAAAUAUCUUCGUUUUUAUCGAUUUUAAUAUAAUAUGACUUAUGUAUAUUAAGAAAAGCUAAAAAGAUUCCUGUAAAAAUUAAAGUAUUACUAUUUAUUUUCCUUAACUUCGAUCGAAACUACGUGCCACCAAGCGGAAGUUACUGUAAAUUGGUCACAAACAUUUUAAUUUAUUUAUAACGCUCUAUUCAAAAACAUUUUGUUUUUGUUUUACAUAAUUCGGGACCCCACAUCGCCAGUACCAUGUACGAGUUUGUUUUACGUUGAACGAAAACGAAACGAUAGCGCAUUCGGCGCUCUGAUUGGCCGGUGGGAAUUAACCCACCAAUCAGAGCGCCGAACGCUCUUUCGUUUCGAUACCGUUUAAAGUAAAGCAAACUCAUACUAAGAUUACAGUUUUCGCUUCGAAAGUUUACAACUGUUUAAGUUGAGUAUUGGUACUAUUAAAAUAGUAAAAUUAAAUUUUUAACCUUAAAAGUGUUAAACAAUCCUACAUUUAGUUCUAAAGUUAUACCAACAGUGAUAUUACGAACAAAUCAUGAAAGAAAGUAUUCAAAUCAUCCAAAAUAUUAGCUCUAAGUCAGUGAAAUAAAAUAAAAUAUCUGUAAACAUCAAAAGAACCUAAUAAACUGUAACACAUAAAAUAAAAUUUGUAUUUUGUAAAAAUUGUAACCAAUAAGCAAAAAGUUACUAAACCAUAGAGUAAGCUGGGUCUAUAAAACGGCUUGUUUAUGGAGCGAUCUAGCUAUAAUCUGUGGUUUUUAAUCAAUAGUCUUUAAAACUAAAACUUGUAAAAUGUAUAAUGUAAAUAUAAAUUUUAACAUUAUAUUAUUGUAAAUUACGAUAAUUCAAUAAACCAAAUAUGUUAUACUCAUUUUCAAUCGUCCGAUAUUUUGUGUGCCAAAUAUUUUAGCACAUUAAGCGCCUGUUACCAACUUCAUAAACUUAUGUGACAGAUAGUUCUUACAAAUUGCGUUCUUAAUUUAAAUUUAUCUGGGCCAUAGCAGCUAUUAGUUUCAAUAAUAAAUCAAUCUUUUUACCAUAAAGUAUUUAUUUAUAACCAAUAUUUUUCAAAGAUUACAUGAAUUGGGUUUGUCUUUUGCUAUUUUUAUCGAAAGUUCUUUCUUAGUUAUUAUUUGUGUACAAUUAUUUAUUAAAUAAUUUUAAUCCAAGUUUUAACGAAAAGUUUAAAUACUUAAAACACUCAGUGUUGCUGUAUGUUAAAACGUUUUUUAAUUCCCAUCUACAAAACAAAGUAAGAAUAUCUCUGAAGUAUAAGUAUUUAUCAUAUCAACAUUUUCAAUAGAAUACAGAGGACAACAGGAAAAAUGUUAUUAUUUAUUAUAAGUCAUAUUUAAAAUUUUAAAUAAAACAUUCCUUUCAGACACAAAUUGUAUAUUCAAAUAUUUUUGUAUAAUAAAUAUUAUAAAAAAUACUAAAAACAAUGUUUACAGCUUAACUACGUAAACUUCGAGGAUGCUCGACUAGUUUCAUGCCACACCCGGGCUCAUAAUACUAAUAAGCAUCCUCGAACAGUUUACUACCUACUGUUAUUGUAUUAUUUAAGUUUUUAAAGUAAAUACAAUCUGUGUAAACCAGAAUUUCAACCAAUCAUAUUAAAGUAAAAACUGUUGUAAGUAACUGUGUAUAUUCUCGUAGGAAAGGUAUUUUUAAUAAUAAAACAAGUUUUAUAAAUUA
Molecule: messenger RNA, 10686 nt
Organism: Spodoptera frugiperda (fall armyworm)
Lineage: Eukaryota; Metazoa; Arthropoda; Insecta; Lepidoptera; Noctuidae
Gene: Wdr81
Product: WD repeat-containing protein 81
Exons: 19
Coding region: 81-6332 (2083 amino acids)
Biological process (GO): aggrephagy
Cellular component (GO): mitochondrion
Molecular function (GO): phosphatidylinositol 3-kinase regulator activity; protein binding
Source: RefSeq, a predicted model, not a curated record